CAACUGGUGAAGAAAGGGAGCAGCAUCUUAACAUGGGGUCGGGCACUACUGGUAAUGGAAGCAAGGAUAAAAAGCACCAGCACAAGUGGGCUCGAAAGCAUGAUGCUGCGCACAAUGGUCAGAUGCUAGUCCAGCAAAUAGAGGCGCAGCUAGCUAUCUUAGGGCCUUCCUUGGCUUUGCCGCCAUUGCUGGCUGAUAUGCUACGAGAGUCCCCCGUGUGGAAGCUGCGCAAAGGGGUAACUCUGAAGCUGAAUCUGCAGCGAAAAGGCGUCCUUUACUGGGAUCUGAUAAAAAUACAAGAAGAUCAAGAACAUUCCUCGUACCAAGAACAUCAGCAUGUCGUGGGCUCCGAGCCGCCUGACAAACGGUUUCAUUUGGGGACCGUUAUGCUGGGCGACCGACAGUCACACACAUACGAGUUGUUUGUGAAUUUGAACGCGAGUAACCGUCAAAAAUUCGGCUCGGUGGCGUUGGUGUACUCAAAUUUCGGGAGUAUUAACCACACCUUUCCGGCGCCAUUUGAAUUACGCUUAAUGUCGACAUUAUUUAUAUUUAUAUUAGUGUCCGUUCUCCUUUCUCAGUAGGCUCAGGAGGCUCAGCAUCUCAACAAUCAGUGUACCCUUUUCCCUUGUAUUGCAUGAAGAGAGAGGGGUCGAGAUGAAUUAUAGAAGCUGACUGUAUAAUUGAAGUCUUUGCGCGUACCCUUUUCCCUUGUAUUGCAUGAAGAGAGAGGGGUCGAGAUGAAUUAUAGAAGCUGACUGUAUAAUUGAAGUCUUUGCGCGUACCCUUUUCCCUUGUAUUGCAUGAAGAGAGAGGGGUCGAGAUGAAUUAUAGAAGCUGACUGUAUAAUUGAAGUCUUUGCGCGUACCCUUUUCCCUUGUAUUGCAUGAAGAGAGAGGGGUCGAGAUGAAUUAUAGAAGCUGACUCUAUCUACUCCAAUUCGCGUCUUUGCGCGUUUUCUCGAGACUGGGGACUUCACCAGACGAGUGCCGGGUUAUCUUUCAGCACAUUGUCGUCCAGAAGACUUGGCCAAGCACAGUGCUGUGACAAAGGACAAAAUUUAUUAUUUCUUUCGUGGGAAAGUUAUAUUUUUUGUGUAAAAUUUUUUUGAAUAUCAAUCAUGCUGACCUAACCUACUUAACCAGACGUAGGACAGAGACCUGCCUCGUUCUCAGUGCGAAUUCGCGCGAAGUACAUGAACGACAACGGGAAAAAAAAACGUAUCAUCUUGCUAGAACAUUAAAUAUUAUAUGGCAACAGCUUGUGAUGUCGGCUGGCAAAUUGCCUUUAAGGGGAACCAAAACAGAGGCACCAGCAUGAGACAUGGUAAAAUGAAAAUGGAUGAUUGUAGUUGUUGAUAUGCUGUUGAUGCCACCAUUUUUCGGGCCCCAUGACCCGCCGUAACCUUUGUUUCUCACCCCAAGAAUGGGUGUAUUUU
This is a messenger RNA of Amoebophrya sp. A25, 1438 nucleotides long. Lineage: Eukaryota; Dinophyceae; Syndiniales; Amoebophryaceae. The record is from the annotation of a GenBank genome assembly.